Verticillium alfalfae VaMs.102 is the source of this 1089-nucleotide messenger RNA. RefSeq names its product pisatin demethylase. The record is from RefSeq and is a predicted model, not a curated record. The transcript is spliced from 3 exons. NCBI's taxonomy places the organism in Eukaryota, Fungi, Ascomycota, Sordariomycetes, Glomerellales, Plectosphaerellaceae. The coding region runs from base 1 to 1089 and encodes 362 amino acids. Gene Ontology annotation, molecular function: monooxygenase activity; heme binding; oxidoreductase activity, acting on paired donors, with incorporation or reduction of molecular oxygen.
AUGAACGAGGUUGUCGAAACGUUCUGCGACCACCUUCAGGAGCGCUUUGUCAACCCUGGAAUACUAUGCGACUUUGGGGACUGGCUGGCAUACUUUGCCUGGGAUCUUCUAGGAACCGUAACAUUCAGCAAGAAGUUCGGUUACAUGGAGGAGGGUCGCGACUUCGACGGUACUCUUGCGAUCGCUGACCAGUCGAUUGAUUAUCUUGGGAUCUGUGGUCAGAUGCCCUGGCUCGAUCAUUGGCUCGACAAGAAUCCCAUCUACGCAUUGGGGCCGCCCAACAUUUCUAACGUGACAAGAAUCGCCAUGGAGGCUUUGACGGCCCGGCUCGCAGGAGAGAAUGCAGCGUGCACCAAUGAAAACCCGGACUUUCUCCAAUACUUCAUCGAAUCCAAGACAUCACAUCCUGAGAUUGUAGACGAAUCUACAAUCAUUGGGUAUCUCCUGCUGAACCUGAUCGCCGGAGCCGACACGACAGCUAUUACCAUGAAGGCAUUGUUCUACUACUGCCUCAAAGACCCGCGUGUAUGGAAGCGGCUAGAGUCCGAAGUCCGGGAGCAUGUCUCUCCAAACACAGCGUGCUCCCAUGCAACGGCCCGCGCCCUCCCUUACCUCGAGGCUACAAUUCGCGAGACACUCCGCUAUCAUCCUGCCGUUUCAAUGGGUCUGGAGAGAAUUGUUCCUGAGGGCGGUCUGACCCUUCCAGACGGCACCGUCGUUCCAGCAGGAACCUUUGUCGGCAUGAAUCCAUACAUUGUGGGACGCAACAAGGGAAUGUUUGGUGCCGACGCUGAUGAAUUCCGCCCAGAUCGAUGGCUUCAGGGCGAAAACGAGAGCGGAGAGGCUUACAAGGAAAGGAUGCAACUCUGGAACGCGGCGAACUUGGCCUUCGGUGGGGGCUCACGUAUCUGCCUGGGACGACAUCUCAGCCUCAUGGAGGUGUACAAAGUCGUGCCCUCUGUCAUUUCGAGGUUUGAUGUUGAGCUUGCUGAUCCGAAUGAGAAGUGGUGGACGUGCUCAAGGUGGUUCUACCGCACCAAAGGCAUCGUGUGUAAGCUCAAGGCAAGGAGGAAACAGCAGGGCGAGUGA